Messenger RNA from Prunus persica (peach), 789 nucleotides. RefSeq lists its product as uncharacterized. The record is from RefSeq and is a predicted model, not a curated record. Bases 219 to 719 code for a protein of 166 amino acids. NCBI's taxonomy places the organism in Eukaryota, Viridiplantae, Streptophyta, Magnoliopsida, Rosales, Rosaceae. The transcript is spliced from 5 exons.
GAUGGGGUCAGAAAAAGGUGUGGCAGAAAAUUCCAAAGCCGGACAGGGAAAGCAUUGAAAAACACUACUUAAGCACUCAACUUCGUGAUAUCUUCUGGGCAGGACUCAAUGAUGAGAAAGUGACAAACCAUGAUCUCAAAGAUAUUGUAUGGGACCUGGAACUGUCACAAAACGUCAUUGAGGCCUAUAUCCAAAUAGAGGAGGAUAAAAUAGAGCCCAUGCAGACAGAGAGUCCACAGUACAUGUCCACAUGGACUUGGGCUUACAUGCAAAGCUUCCUAGAGCCAUCUUGGCACAGGUUCCUGUAUGAACCCUUACUUGAAAAACUCGGGAAAUGCAAUGUUCUUUUCUUCCCAAUUAUUUCACAAGAAGAGUUCCACUUCACACUUCUCACAUUUCACAAAAAUGAACGAAAGUGGAGACACUACAAUCCACUUAGAUCGUUGGGACGUAGAAAAGAAGAAAGGUGCAUUGACAUUGCUCGAAACUUUGUUAAUAUUGUUGAAGGGUGGCUAGAAUAUAUAAGACCUCAAGCACGAGUGUUCAUAGAAACAAAAAAAAAACCAACACUUGUGAAGCAAAAGGAAGGGCCCCCAACACUUGUACAAAAAGAUUUGACUCCAAAUGAAGAACUCACUCUCAAAUGGAUUAUGCAAAAUCCAUUGCAGUUUCCAUUUGAGGAUGACAUGGAAUGUGCUCAACAAAGUGCAUCUUCGUAAGAAUUGUGUCUACUCAACUAUUCAUUACAGUUUGAAAUCAUUCAAAAGCAAAAAAAACUAAUCUCGUAUU